Molecule: messenger RNA, 2807 nt
Organism: Polistes dominula (European paper wasp)
Lineage: Eukaryota; Metazoa; Arthropoda; Insecta; Hymenoptera; Vespidae
Product: bruno 3
Molecular function (GO): RNA binding
Source: RefSeq, a predicted model, not a curated record
GCGACCGCAGUGUACACCAUCUCCACGUUUUGCCAAAGGAGGUGGCGUCGUUGCCGAGUGCGCUAGUUCCCACUUUCUCUCUCUCUCUCUAUCUCUCUCUCUUCUCUCUCUCUUUCUUUUUCUCCAUCUUUAAAUCGUUUUAUUAUUUUUCCUCGGAUUACGAUUAACCUGCGAACGCUAAAGUUUUACUUUUUGUUUCUUUAUAUUUUUAUUUCGUAGCCCAAAACCAUUCCACACGUUUUUGUGUCGUCGUCGUCGUCGUCUAACCCUGUGUGUGCGUGCGCGUGCUUUUCCAUUCGUCUUUGUUUUUUACUUUCUCUCCCCCCUUUCUUUCUUUCUUUUUUUUUUCUUUCUUUUUUUUUCUUUCCUUCCAAAUUUUUAAUUUCCUCGAACGUAGUUGAAAUUAUUUACAUGUGCGUUUUCCUAGUUCCUUUUACGAAUUGUGUCGUUGUUCGUCGAUGUACAUUAUUCGCGAUUAUCGUUGCCGGUGUUGAGUUGAGUUAAAGGGGGGGUGGGGGGAAUUGCAUUUGGCUGACGUGUUGUUGUUCUCUCAGGAAAAGGACGCGAAGAACGGAGCCGAAGGUUGGUGCGAAGCAUAUCUAUCUUAUCUAACCCCUCGAGUUGAACAAAGAUUUCCGGGAUCCGCAAACACGCGGAAUCAAACAGGCAGCGUGGAGCGCUCGGCGAUCGUGUGGCCGCGUGCCGCGGACCUCUACCUUUAUCAGCCAGGGUGUGCAUUUCUCACCUACUACAGCCGUGACAGCGCCAUCAGUGCCCAGAACGCUCUACAUGAGAAGCGGACUUUACCAGGGAGUCGUCCGCGCGAACCACGUUCUCAAUAUACUCGAUGUGAUGAACCGUCCUAUUCAAGUGAAGCCGGCGGACAGUGAAAACCGCGGAGACAGAAAGCUGUUCGUGGGAAUGCUCAGCAAGCAACAAACUGAAGACGAUGUCCGACAAUUGUUCGCUGCCUUCGGCACAAUAGAGGAGUGCACCAUCCUCCGUGGUCCAGACGGUAGCAGCAAAGGCUGUGCAUUCGUUAAGCUGUCGUCGCAUCAAGAAGCACUAGCGGCGAUAAAUUCUCUACACGGUAGCCAAACUAUGCCGGGUGCGUCAUCCAGCGUAGUGGUAAAGUUCGCGGACACUGAGAAAGAGAGACAACUAAGACGCAUGCAGCAAAUGGCCGGGAACAUGAGCCUCCUUAACCCCUUUGUCUUCAAUCAGUUCAACGCUUACGGCGCUUACGCCCAGCAACAAGCAGCGCUCAUGGCAGCUGCAACGGCACAGGGAACGUAUAUCAGCCCAAUGGCCGCACUAGCUGCUGGGCAACUACCACACGCCCUUAAUGGCAUGCCAAAUCCCGUUGUACCACCGACUUCCGGUUUGCUCGUAGGUUCCACAGGACAGCCAGUUAACGGGGCGAUACCGUCGUUACCCUCGCCGACGAUGCCCAAUUUCAACAUGGCCGCCCAAACACCAAACGGUCAACCAGCAGGUUCGGAUCCAGGUGUCUAUACCAACGGGAUACCGCAAACCUACUCGGGACAUGCCCUCCAUUUGUCGAUUCCAGCACAGGGGCUGCCCAAUGGGGAGGCGACACUUCAACACCCAACAUAUGGUGGAAUGCAACCUUAUCAUCAUAGUGUUGCUUAUCCCGCCGUCUACGGCCAGUUUCCUCAAGCUAUUCCUCAGCCGAUUACCGCCGCUGUGGCACAAAGGGAAGGAUGCUCUAUCUCAGGACCCGAGGGCUGCAACCUCUUCAUCUACCACCUGCCACAGGAGUUUGGUGACCCCGAGCUCAUGCAGAUGUUCAUGCCCUUCGGCAACGUCAUCUCCUCGAAGGUCUUCAUCGACCGGGCCACUAACCAGAGCAAAUGCUUCGGUUUCGUGUCGUUUGACAAUCAAGCAAGCGCGCAAGCAGCGAUCCACGCGAUGAACGGCUUCCAAAUAGGAAUGAAACGGUUAAAGGUCCAACUGAAGAGGCCCAAGGAUUCUAGCAAGCCAUACUAACCCACGUCCUAGCGUAGAAAAACUGGACGGAUUGCGCCCUACGUCAUAACUUACAGAAUGUCGUACGAGAAUGCAAGCCAUUUGGAAGCUCGACGAUCAGGAGUGACGAGUUUGAAUCACCGCUACAACGCUCCUCUCCAUCGUAAUAACCUAGUAUACUAGCUAGUUAAUUUCACAUAGAAGAUAGUAUCUAGAGAGAACGAGAUAGAGAGACAAGAUAAAUCGCAAAAAUCUUCGUUGAUGCGUCAUGGUAGAAAAUAAAAAAUUGUUUAACGUUUCUACCUAUACGGCGACCGAUGAUGAUGAUGAUGAUGAUGAUGAUGAUGAUGAUAAACGAAAAAUUCAAAAGUAAAAAAGAAAAAGAAAAAAAAAAUGAAAAAAAAAUUUACCAAAGGGAGGAGAUAAUCGAGAUCUUUAUUCUUCAUUUUUAUGAGCGCUAAACCCAAAUUCGAAGAGACCAAAAGGAACCAAAAAAAAGAAUAUAAAAGUAUAUAUAUAUUUAAAAAAAGUCGAAGAAAAUCAUCAAAUUCUAUCUCUCUUCGUUAAAGUUUUACGAUUGACAUUUUGAAAACAACAAGAUCCAAAUUUUGUCUUAUACAUUUAAUCAUUUAUAUUCGUAAUACUCUUUUUUUACUUUUCUUCCUCGUAACUCUCUCUGUCUAUAAGAAUGAAUUUUUAUUUAUAAAUCUUUUAGUUAUCCUCAUCCCUUAACUUUAAAAAAUCCUAGCUCUCUCUUUCUCUCCACUCUCCUACAACUUUUUGUAUAAUUUUUCAAGAGAUUGUUGGAUCCGUUGAAA